This is a messenger RNA of Trametes versicolor FP-101664 SS1, 1312 nucleotides long. Its product is annotated as transport protein particle complex subunit. The transcript is spliced from 6 exons. Gene Ontology annotation, biological process: intra-Golgi vesicle-mediated transport; endoplasmic reticulum to Golgi vesicle-mediated transport. The record is from RefSeq and is a predicted model, not a curated record. Gene Ontology annotation, cellular component: cytosol; cis-Golgi network membrane; TRAPP complex. NCBI's taxonomy places the organism in Eukaryota, Fungi, Basidiomycota, Agaricomycetes, Polyporales, Polyporaceae. The coding region runs from base 21 to 650 and encodes 209 amino acids.
GACUUUAAGGCUGUCUCGCAAUGGCGUCGACGAGCAAGCAAUACAAGGCCGUAGGAGAGGAUCUCUGGAAGGGCCGCACGGAAAAGAUCAACGCAGAACUAUUCGCCCUCACGUACGGCGCGCUGGUCGUGCAGCUCAUCCAGGACUAUGAGGACUAUACGGAGGUCAACAAGCAGCUCGAGAAGAUGGGCUACAACAUUGGCACGCGCCUCAUCGAGGACUUCCUCGCGCGCAGCAGCCUAGGGCGGUGUGCAGACUUCCGGGAGGUGGGAGAGGUCGUCGCAAAGGUUGGGUUCAAGUCCUUCCUCAAUAUCACCCCGAAUGUCACGCACGGCGCACAACCUGUCGCCUCCUCUCCGACCCGCACGAGCAUGCCUCCCCCACAGGUGAACGCGCCAGGAUCAACGUUCGUGCUGCAGUUCGACGAGAACCCGCUCGCGGAGUUUGUCGAGCUGCCCGAGGAGGCCCUAGAGGGGGGUUUGUGGUUCAGCAACGUCCUCUGCGGUGUCAUCAGAGGCGCGCUAGAGAUGGUCCAGAUGCAGGUGCAGGCCGCCUUCGUAUCUGACGUGCUCCGCGGCGACGAGACGACCGAGAUCCGCGUGACCCUCACAAAAUACCUAGAGGAGGAGGUGCCCGUGGGCGACGACUAGAUACCGAAGUAUGGAUGUACAGUAGAAGUUCUGCAUGAUGUAUCACCACCUAUUGCGGCAGCACGAGUUCUCCCUGCAGGCACAAUACCACCGUGUGACGGAGCACGAAAGCGACGCGAGGUGAGGUGCGGCGUCCGAAACAAGCACGCAAAUCGCGAUUCAACGGGGACACGAAGGACAGGGGGAGGGGCUUCCGGCCUAGCCCUAGUUGUACCGCUCGACGCGAUUGAGCUUCCGCGCCGAGCGCGCGUUGCUCUGUGUGUUCUGGCCGCGGACGGGCAAGUGCAUCGCGUGCCUCCUUCCGACGUACGAGCCGAUCAUACGCUGGUGGGCGAUAUUCUCCCGCAUUUGCCUGCGCAGGUCCGACUCAAUCUUGAUCUCCCGUAGACGGUCCACCGGUGCGGGUUGCUCCGCGGCCGCCUGUACGGGCGCAGCGAGAGAAGGAUGGGGAGCGGCGAGGGGUUGAACGGAGACCGGGGGCGAGUUCGUGGGUGAGGAGAGGAAGGCGGUGAGGGCGGUCACCUGGGACUGGUUCAGGUGCCGGAUGCGUGCGCGGUCGUGGAUUUGCACGCGGGCGCAGAGGCGGAGGGCCGUUUUCUGGCCGAUUCCGUAGAAGUGCGUCAGAGCAUGCUUGACGAAGUGGUUUUCCGGGAGGAGGACGC